Messenger RNA from Ostrea edulis (European flat oyster), 3917 nucleotides. RefSeq names its product metabotropic glutamate receptor 3-like. The transcript is spliced from 5 exons. Gene Ontology annotation, molecular function: group II metabotropic glutamate receptor activity. NCBI's taxonomy places the organism in Eukaryota, Metazoa, Mollusca, Bivalvia, Ostreida, Ostreidae. The coding region runs from base 205 to 3153 and encodes 982 amino acids. Gene Ontology annotation, biological process: regulation of synaptic transmission, glutamatergic; G protein-coupled glutamate receptor signaling pathway. Gene Ontology annotation, cellular component: membrane. The record is from RefSeq and is a predicted model, not a curated record.
AGCUUACCUGUAUACAGGCAUUUCAAUACAAUACACUAGUUUGGUUUUCUAAAGACUUAUUGGGUGGGUAUUUUUAGAACGCCGGUCUGGGUUGGGUUAAAUCUUGUUGCCACCAAGAAGUCGGGGAAACUAGGAUAUUCCAGGAUUUUGGAAAGAGUGACACGGGAAGGGGACAGGACUUCACCCCAAAACCUACAAGCAAGAAUGAGGCCUUUAUGUAUCCUGCUUUUUGUGACCGUCACCUAUCGAUAUGUGGGUGCACAGGGCACUUGUCCGGUGUCCGGAAGCGAUAGUUGUCUAUACACAAAUAGAGCAUUUAUACCGACGACUAACAAUGACCCUAGCCGCCAUUACUAUAUAGGUGGACUUUUUGGCAUCCACGAGAGAGUCAAUGAUGCUUACGCAUGUGCCAGCGCCCCCAUACGAGAGGAAGAAAUUAUCAAUUUGGAAGCAUUCCUGUGGGCUGUCGAAAAUUACAGCUCCAAUCAUAUCGGGGUGUCGGUUGGUGGAGUGGCAUUCGACACUUGCUCUCGUUACCAACAAACCUUGGAAGACAUUCUGAGUUUCGAAACCUGCAAGAUUCAACUGAAUGACGUCAACCCACCUUCUCCACGAAAUCUCCUGGCUUACAUUGGGCCCGGGGACGACUACAAUGCCAUGUCGUCUGCACGACUUUUGAAGGAUAUGAAUAAAACACAAGUGAGCUAUGGAGCCUCCUCCAGUCUGUUGUCGGACAAACGAGAAACUUAUGACUUCUUCCUUCGGACGGUUCCCAGCAAUGCUAUUAAAAUGAAAGCCUUAAGUUCAUUCAUUCGUAAUUCACUGAAUGCAGAGUAUGUGCAGGUCCUUCAUGCAAACGACGAAUUUGGAAUGGUAGAGUACACACACUUUAAAGAAGAGGCUGCACAACGUAAUAUCUGCAUUGUAUAUCAUGCGGGUAUAUCUACAGAGCCAUCAGAUGCAGAUUUGGUAACUAUGGCAAAUGCAGUAGCCCAAAAAAAGGCAGCUCGCCAUGUAGUUGUUUUAGCCUCAAAAACUCUAGCAAGAGUUAUCCUCGAAAAGAUUAAAGAUCAUAAUCAAAAUGCGUUUUCAGAGCUGUUGUUCUUUGGGACAUGGGACUCCAGUGUUGUCAAUGGCCUGGGUGUGAGUGCAUAUGCAACAAGUCUAAAAAGUCCAGAUGCAUUCAACGCUGAUGUAGCUUUGUUUUAUAAUCACCUGGAUAGCCUUAAACUCAAAGAAAACGUCAAAAACAAAAAAUGGUUUCAAGAAUACAUGAGCACAAAACUGAAUUGCGUCGGCGAUAUCUGCCAAAACAAGACAAUCGUUGGUAUAUAUAAGAAAAGCCCACACGUCCCGUACAUUCUGGCUGCUGUGAAAGCUGUCAUCCAAGGCAUCAAAAAUGGUGCGAAGACGGUUUGUAACACCGGCGACCUGUGCUCAAAUUACCUGAACACCAACAACCGCGGCCAGCAGAUCUACACGGGAAUAGUAAAGGUCACAGAUGAAUCUGCUGGCAUCCCUUACUUUCAAAGCAGUGGAACAAUGAUAGGGGAUGCAUCCAAUUCAUUUAGUAAUCUAAAUAUUUACUUGCAUGAGGCACCAGAUGGACUGCCGGUGUCGUCUGUUAUCGUUGCCAAAUACGACACUAGCUCAGGACUAACCUUAGAAAAAACCCAGACAGCCUUUUCAUCGAAGUGUCCCAGCAAUCCUUGCUUGGAAUGCAAUGAGGUACCUAUAACUACUACAACAAUCUCCUCUUCAACAUCCGGGGUCACAGUUUCCACAACGACGGACCCGACAGAGGGCGGGAAAUACGUUGUGUUGAGAUUCCCUAUUGACGAGGAAAUGACCGGGAUAUAUGCACCUUCCACAAGUAGAGAUAUGUACGCUACAAGGUUUGAUAUUGGACAGAAAUGGAUUAUCGCCCUUGGUGUUUUAGCGGGUUUAGGGAUUCUAUCUGUUCUUGUCUUUGAAGUAUACAUCCUUUACAAGUUGCUUGGAACACGUAUUGGACGUCAGUGGCGCACAAUGUGGCUUGGUCAGUUGUUGUUGUUAGGGAUAUUUCUGUCCUACCUUACUCUUUUCGCCUUUAUCAUCAUACCCACUGAUGUGACCUGUGGUAUAACUAGGUUUGGGGUUGGCUUCUGUUAUUCCAUUCUUUUUGCUGUCCUGUUAGUCAAACUUAUGGUUGUAUUAACAUCGAAAUCCUCCGAAUCUAUCCUGGCGGACAUGGAAUCGCCAAACUACCUCAAGGGUAUAUAUCAGUUCCUAAUGUUUAUAUUUGCUGUCGGCGUCCAGGUUGUUAUAGAUGUGCAGUGGCUUAUCCAGGUUCCACCAUAUGCUGUCAAAGUCACUGCAAAUCAUGGCGGAGAAGAGUGGAUUUGCAAUCAUUUUACUUGGCAAGCUAGUAAAGGUUGGAAUGAUAUGCAAGAUUUUGUGAGAACACCCUUCGAAAACCAUCUUUUAUCUCUGCUAUACAUUAUGUUUCUUAUUCUCAUGACAACCAUUGUUGCAAUGAAAGCCCAUGGCAUCAUCACAAAUCACAGGGAGAGUGUGUUUAUCGGAAUUGCUGCCGGAUUCUCUAUACCCGUUUGGAUUGCCUGGGGGCUGGUUGGAGGAUUGAAUCGAGACCAUUCGUAUGCCAACGAAUACGGCGAUGCCUGCAUUGCUUUUGGACUUUUCGCAACAGCAACACUUUGCCUGUUCGCUCUAUUUUUACCCAAGGUACGACAACUUGUCAACAUGGGUGUGGAGGGAAUAUAUUUAGAAGAUGACCGAGACACCUACUACGCAGGCUCAGUGAUCAUGGCGCCACCUAGCUACAAGAGCAGACCAAGUUCAAUGGUAUAUGUUAAUUCAGGAGAAUACUCCAAUCCAGUUGUCAUUGGUAACGGAGAUCCAAACCACCUAAAACACCCAGGUAGUAUGUACAGCGGUCAUAGCGCCCCGGUGUAUACCAAACGAAGUGAGCUGGGAAGCAGUCGCGUCUUAAGGGUGACUGGAGACCUGACAGGGAAACACCCGACAGAACGCAGGCGCCCAGUAUCAGAGAUAGGCUAUUCCGGAUAUGCAGGGUCCUAUAGGAAAACCAGAUCAGAGAGCGGAGGGACACUUAGAAAAGCCCGCUCGCAAAGGGAACUUGGUGCUCUUUGAAGAUGGACGAAGUAAAAUUAAAGUCCUGCAAAAUGCUUAUAAAGACAGUUUAGCGAACUACCAUACAAUCCAUGAAAAUUGGCUUCAUGGACAAAACCUGAACAAGAACAUUCCCUUUAACAUUCGAACAUACCGAUGGUUUUCAAUACAAGGACGCGGUAUUUGAAAACGAAAACUUGCCAUGUAGCCAAGUACAUGAAAUAUUGGCUCAAAAUAUUAAUGUGUACUUCCGUUUUACCAUCUUUGAUUUGGCGGCUUAGAUUUAAGACUUCAUUUUUCUUCACUUAGGUUAUAACUAUAUCAUUGCAUAAUAAAUUUAUCCUGUAGUUGUGUCUCUGAUGAAGAAUCUCGUGUUUUGAGGUAUGGAAUUCUAUAAGACCCGCACUUUUGAUAUAUUGUCUAUUUUCAUUGGUAAAGAUUACACGUAUUUAUGCAUCUUCUCUGUACAGAACUUUUAUCAAAAUUUGUUUAUAAAUGUGUGUUAAUACUGAACUGUGUGAUAGUAGUAACUUUGCGAGCUGUAUAAAUGUUUGUUUUCCUUACCACCCAGUGUAUGUUAUUGGCUGUGAGGCUGGCCAGGUUUCAAAGCCUAUAUCUAUAUAUUUGUAUGGAUGAGUCACAUGAAAACAUUUCUUUUGUUGAGGUGCGUGAAUGUAUAAGGGUAUUUUUUUUUUUUUUUUUUUUUUUGCUUAUCAGAUUUGUACAAUAUGACAAUACUAGGUGAAAUAUAUAUAUUUAUAUGUAAUAAAAUAUUUUAUGAAAAA